AACGGCAAAGCGACAUUCUGGGGCCCUGGCAUGGGCGCCUGCGGCUGGACUAGGAAGGAGACUGACUUAGUUGCCGCCUUGCCCAUUGGCCUCUGGAACAAGCUCGGCGGCACCAUCACCAAUGGCAACAUCGUUUGUGGUCACAAGCUCAAAGUGUCCAAUGGCAAGGUCGCUGUCACUGUCGAGAUUACCGACCAGUGUGGUAGCUGCGAGGAUGUUCAUCUCGACCUGAGUCCUGCGGCUUUUGAUCAGUUGGGACCGAAGGAGAAGGGGAUCUUGGACAUCUCGUGGGGCUGGAUCGGGCCUGUGCCUCACCAGUAG
Jaminaea rosea is the source of this 321-nucleotide messenger RNA. RefSeq lists its product as hypothetical. The record is from RefSeq and is a predicted model, not a curated record. The annotation marks the transcript as partial. The transcript has a single exon. Lineage: Eukaryota; Fungi; Basidiomycota; Exobasidiomycetes; Microstromatales.